This is a messenger RNA of Ciona intestinalis (vase tunicate), 2122 nucleotides long. The record is from RefSeq and is a predicted model, not a curated record. NCBI's taxonomy places the organism in Eukaryota, Metazoa, Chordata, Ascidiacea, Phlebobranchia, Cionidae.
CUGCGACCAAUAUGAAAGGAUUAUAAAAAAGAUAAUAUAUUUAACUUUAAGGCUAUUGUGUGCGAAUGAAUUUGCUGACCGGAUUAAAACAGGUCAGGAUGGGUUGUGUUUGUUCACAAAUAUUUAACAUGCGCUGGAUGUGUAUCUGACUUGCAACUUUCACCAUCACAUGUUACGCAGUAUAUAAAAUAUUCAAACAUUUAUUUUCAAGAGAAUGACUUUAGCGUAGAGGUUGCUGCUGGUCAAGAGAGCCAUGAGUCAAAUGUUUAAAGCUUGAGUUAAUAUUUUAAAAUAAAUAAAAAAUAUAAGAAGUUAGUUGCUCUUAGGUGUCAAACUUGUUCAUAUUUUAAUAAAAUUUGACAAAUAAAAGAAUGGAAGAAACAAAAUCAGAAGUUUCAGUUGAUCCGAAAAAAGCCAAAAAAGUUCGAAUGCAUUACUUUGGAAUUUUGGUCGGCUUGAUUCUUUUAUUUAGUGGUUACACAUCUAUACUAGUUCUUCAGUCAAGUAUAAAUAUUAAAGAAGGGUUAGGAUCACAAAUGAUGACAAUCACUUACAUUGUUACGUUCCUAUCUUCCUUCUUUAUUUCCCCACUAUUCAUCCGGGUUGUUGGAGUGAAAAAGGCACUCAUGCUUGGAGAGUUGGGCUAUGUCCUCUAUGUAGCUGCAAACUUCUAUCCAUCUCCUGCCGUGUUGUACAUUGCUGGCGUACUAGGUGGACUUAGUGAGUCAAUAUACUGGAUUCCUGUCGGAAUAAUUUAUGUUCAUUAUGGAAUGAAAUACCACAGGUAUACAGGACGGCCAGCAGAACAAUGUGUUGCUGAAUUUGCUGGUUUAUUACUUGGAUUGUUUGUUAUUAAUCAGAUUAUUGGAAAUUUAUUCUCGUUUGUUGUAUUACAUUUAUUUCCUCCCAAUUCAACUGCAACAAUCAACACAACAAUAAGAACUACUGAUGAUCAAUUUCUUUACUGUGGGGCGAAUGAUUGUCAAGAUCCCAAUGUAACUACAGCGCACAUUGACCAAUAUGUCCCUACUAACCCAGUGGCAUUAUAUGUCCUUUUAUCUGUGCUGCUGUUCAUCAUGUUCAUUGGUGCCGGCAUUCAUAUGUGGCUGGUACCUGAAAUAGAACUUGAAUCAAACAAAAGAAAAAAUUCUACUUUAAAACUUGAUGGUAAAGAGGGAAUACCACUGAAUGACAAAGGAGAUUCAGGAGAAAAUGAGGAAAAAACCUCCAUUUUGAAGUUGGUCAUACAAACAAUGAAAGAUACAAUCAAACAGCUGACAAUGAUGAGACAAGUUUUAAUAAUUCCUUUGUCCAUCUACCUUGGAAUGUUCUGUGGAUUCAGCAUCAGUGAACUGACAAGAGCUUGGACAUCAUGUAUUCUGGGUGUAUCCCAGGUUGGGAUUUGCUUGAUUCUGUAUGGUGUGGUGAGUGGGACUUUCUGUAUUGUCAGUGGAAAAAUCCUUGGGCGAUACGGGUGUCUUCCUAUUUUGGUUAUUCAACUUAUACUCGAUAUAAGUUUUUACUUGGUCUGUUUGUUAUGGGUCCCAACUGUUUCUACAACUUGGGUGGUUUAUGUCUUGUUUUGUAUGGCUGGAUUUUCAGCAUCAGGUGCACAAGUCAAUAUUGGAUAUAAAUAUGGACAGUUUCCAAACAAAGAAAUUUCUUUUAUGUUCUGGAGCGUAACAUUUGCUGCUGGAUUAAUUAUAGAGUUUAGCGCAAGCACUGCCUUUUGUGUUAGUACAAAGAUCUACUAUCAUAUAGCAACCUUGCUUGUUUCAGUUCCUUUAGCAGCAAUCUUAGAGAUUCUAAAGCCAAGAAAAUAAACUUCCAGGAGAUGUUUUGAAAUUCUUUAACAAACUUGUUUUCACUAAAGUCCGCAGUUUGUUUCAUAUGUUAACAAUCUAUUUAUGUAGCAUAGUUUAUAUGCAAAACUACUAAUAAUCACAAAUAUAUUUAUAUCUGUCAAAAAACAUAAACCAAUACAGAACAUGAAAAAAUAUAUUUACUCUUUAUUUUCAAUGUUAUUUAAUAAUUCUUCAUCACUUUAAAAAACUAUUAUGAGAAUACUACAACUUUUCUUAUGUUUAACAUGAAAUCGUAAUAAAAGAGAGCAAAAGUUUAA